Dovyalis caffra is the source of this 381-nucleotide messenger RNA. The record is from the annotation of a GenBank genome assembly. NCBI's taxonomy places the organism in Eukaryota, Viridiplantae, Streptophyta, Magnoliopsida, Malpighiales, Salicaceae.
AUGUUGGAGAGUCUAAAGGUGAAAACAGAGUUGACAAACAUGAGCUACAUUGAGUUUCUCUUUGGUGUACUCCGCAAAUCAUUUUGCCGAGAAUCAGUCUCUUUAGAUCUUGGAACAAUUAUAUUUAAGCUGAAGGUAAUCCCACAAAUGAAAGACUUGGAAUGUUUAAGUUUGGAUGCUUGGAAACAUGACUGCAUUAAGGAGCACUUAACUGAAUUGAUUUCAUUGACUCGAGAAGUAUCCACACCAGCAGUUUGUAACAACUCUAAGACAAUUUCAGGCAUUCUGAACCUACCGAAGGCCUCCGCAGAUGUCAAAAUUGUCUUCGAGGACAACACAAGGGGAUCUUUUGCUUCUGGUUUUGACUUUGGAUUGUCAUGA